AUCUGUGUUACCAGCAGCAACAGAGAGAAUCGGCGCACAUUCAUAGGUGUCACUGGCACAGAGCGGAGCGCUGGCUGUCAUCCUCAACAAAGGAAUGGUCUGAGCGCACUGUCUCCACGGUGAUGCCCUGUAUCAGACAUAUAUCAUCCAUAGGCUGUGCCAUGCAUUCGAGGAAUAGGUGAAUCGCGCGUGCCAAGAAGAAGCCUUUUGCGCCAGUGUGCGCAUUUGGAGAGGCGCAUCAGCCGUGAUCAGACUGCAGCUUUACUGGAUCAUCGGACCUUGCGUUUGCAUUUUAUUUAGCUCUUUUGUUCCUGGCCUUUUUUUCUCCCCUCUGUUGAAAUAUAAUGUUGCGCUUCACAGCUGGCAGGCUGCUUGUCGGAUUGUUCUUUUUGGGUUUUGUGCACAGUUUUGAGGUGCUUCUUCCAGCAAGGGACAUAGAUGCUCCAAAAACCUGCAGCCCCAAGCAGUUUGUUUGCAGGGAUCAGGUGACGUGUAUCUCAAAAGGUUGGCGGUGUGACGGGGAGAAGGACUGCCCGGACGGAUCGGACGAGGCCACAGAUGUCUGUCCUCAUAACCGUGUGUCGCGGUGUCCUCCUAAUGAACAUCAGUGUCUGGGAUCAGACUUGUGUGUUCACAUGAGCAAGCUGUGUAACGGCGUCCCCGACUGCACUGAUGGAGGAGACGAGGGGGCGCACUGCAGAGAACUGGCCCUCAACUGUACUCUCACUGGUUGCCAGGACAACUGUGCUGUCACACGCACCGGCGCCAUGUGCUACUGCAAGAGCGGCUACGAGAUCAGCCAAGACGGAAAGACCUGUAAAGAUUUUGAUGAGUGUACGGUGUAUGGCACCUGCAGUCAGACGUGCACAAACACAGACGGCUCGUACACCUGCUCCUGUGUGGAAGGUUAUCUCGUUCAACCAGACAACCGCUCCUGCAAGGCCAAGAACGUGCCUGUGGAUCGUCUCCCUGUCUUGCUGAUCGCGAACUCUCAGAACAUCCAGAUCACGUCUCUGAGUGGCUCCAGCAGCCCAUCACUCUACAUAAGCACAAAACAGACCACAGCCAUGGACUUCCUGUACGCGCAGGAAACAGUGUGCUGGAUUAAUGUGGGCGACUCCCCCGCGGGCACACGACUGAAGUGUGCUAAGAUAACAGGCCUCAAGAGCUUCACAGAUGAGAGAACCAUCAACAUCUCCCUCAGCUUACACCAUGUAGAACAGAUGGCAAUAGACUGGCUCACAGGAAACUUCUACUUUGUUGAUGACGUGGAUGAUCGAAUCUUUGUAUGUGAUAAAGAUGGAGCCACAUGUGUAACACUGUUGGAUCAAGAACUCUACAACCCUAAAGGCAUUGCUCUGGACCCAACUAUGGGAAAGGUUUUCUUCACUGACUACGGGCAGAUCCCAAAGGUGGAACGUUGUGACAUGGAUGGACAGAACCGAACAAAGUUGGUGGACAGUAAAAUUGUCUUCCCGCAUGGUAUCACCCUGGACUUGGUCAGCAGAUUGGUCUACUGGGCUGAUGCUUAUCUUGACUACAUCGAGGUAGUGGACUAUGAGGGCAAAAACAGACACACCAUCAUUCAAGGACUGUUGAUUGAGCAUCUUUAUGGGCUCACAGUGUUUGAGAACUAUCUAUAUGCCACAAACUCCGACAAUGCCAACAUGCAGCCUAAGACCAGCGUGAUCCGCGUCAAUCGAUUCAACAGUUCAGAUUAUCAGGUGGUCACCCGUGUCGACAAGGGAGGAGCUCUACAUGUUUACCACCAGAGACGCCAACCCCCUGUGCGGAGUCACGCCUGUGAGCCAGAUCAGUUUGGAAAAGCUGGAGGUUGUUCAGACAUCUGUCUGUUGGGCAACAGCCACAAGAGCCGGACGUGUCGCUGUCGGUCUGGCUUUAGCCUGGGCAACGAUGGCAAAUCGUGCAAGAAGCCUGAGCAUGAGUUAUUUCUGGUGUACGGCAAGGGUCGUCCAGGCGUUAUCCGUGGUAUGGACAUCAACCCUAAAGUUCAGGAUGAAUACAUGAUCCCCAUCGAGAACCUGAUGAACCCUCGAGCUCUGGACUUCCAUGCACAGAGUAACUUCAUCUACUUCGCUGAUGCCACCAGCUAUCUGAUUGGCCGACAGAAGAUUGACGGCACGGAAAGAGACAUCAUUCUUAAAGAAGGUAUUCACACUGUCGAAGGAAUCGCUGUGGAUUGGAUGGCCAAUAAUCUUUACUGGACAGAUGAUGGUCCCAAGAAGACCAUCAGUGUUGCUCGGCUCGAGAAAGCUUCUCAGACCAGGAAGACUCUCAUUGAGGGCAAGAUGAUCCAUCCUCGAGCUAUUGUGGUGGACCCUCGGCACGGCUGGAUGUAUUGGACUGACUGGGAGGAGGACCCAAAAGAGAGCAAGCGAGGGAAGAUUGAGAAGGCCUGGAUGGAUGGAACCAACCGGAACGUUCUAUUGACGUCUAAGACGGUUCUGUGGCCCAACGGCCUGAGUCUGGACAUCCCUCAGGGCAUCCUGUACUGGGUGGAUGCUUAUUACGACCGAAUUGAGAUGGUCUAUCUCAACACCACUGCACGCAAGACGGUUUAUGAUGGACAAGAGCUGAACCACGCCUUUGGCCUGUGCCACUACAAACACUUCCUGUUCUGGAACGAGUACCGCAGCGGCAGCAUCUAUAAACUGGACCAGAACACCAAAACAGUCACUUUGCUACGCAACGAACGGCCACCCAUCUUUGAGAUCCGCAUGUAUGAUGCCCAACAGCAGCUAGGAAGUAAUGCGUGUAGAGCCAAUAACGGCGGCUGUAGUAGUCUGUGUUUGGCCACUCCCACAGGCAGGUCAUGUGCCUGCGCUGAGGACCAAUUACUGGACCCCGCAGACAACACCAGCUGUAAAGCCAACCCGUCUUACAUUCCCCCUCCGCAGUGUCAGCCGGGAGAGUUCGCCUGUAAGAAUAACCGCUGUAUUCAAGACCGCUGGAAAUGCGAUGGAGAUAAUGACUGUCUGGACAAAAGCGACGAGACGGCUGAACUGUGCCAUCAGCACACAUGCCCUGCAGACCGCUUUAAGUGUCAAAAUAACCGCUGUAUCCCAAUGCGUUGGCUGUGUGAUGGAGACAACGACUGCGGCAAUGAUGAAGAUGAGUCUAACACCACAUGCUCAGGUACGCACAAAAAGGAUUGUGGGGACAGCUCUGAUGAGUUCAAUUGUCCGAGCAAGACCGACAAUGACUGUGGUGACAACAGUGAUGAAGCCGGCUGCAGUCAUUCAUGCUCCAGCGCUCAGUUUAAAUGUAACAGCGGUCGCUGUAUACCCGACUACUGGACCUGUGACGGAGACAACGACUGUGGUGACUACAGCGACGAGACCCAUGCCAAUUGCACUAACCAGGCAACCCGACCUCCCGGUGGCUGUCACACAGAUGAGUUCCAGUGUCGUGUGGACGGGUUGUGUAUUCCCCUCCGAUGGCGGUGUGAUGGAGACACUGACUGCAUGGAUCUGAGCGAUGAGAAGAACUGCGAGGGUGUGACACACAUGUGUGAUCCUGCAGUAAAGUUUGGCUGCAGGGAUUCUGCGCGGUGUAUCAGUAAGGCUUGGGUAUGUGAUGGUGACAGCGAUUGUGAAGAUAACUCUGAUGAAGAUAACUGUGAGGCGCUGGUGUGUAAACUCUCCCAUCACGUGUGUGCUAAUGACACCAGCAUUUGUCUGCCUGCUGAGAAACUGUGUGAUGGCAAAGACGACUGUCCUGAUGGUUCCGAUGAGAAACUCUGUGAUCUGUGUUCUCUGGACAAUGGUGGCUGCAGUCAUAACUGCACAGUGGCCCCGGGUGAGGGCAUUCUGUGCUCGUGCCCACUGGGAAUGGAACUGGGCACUGACAACAAGACGUGUCAGAUCCAGGGCUUCUGUGCCAAACACCUGAAGUGCAGCCAGCGCUGUGAGCAGGACAAGUUCAAUGUGAAAUGUUCCUGCUAUGAUGGCUGGGCCCUCGAACCUGACAUGGAGAGCUGCAAGAGCACAGAUCCAUUUAAACCCUUCAUCAUCUUCUCCAACCGUCAUGAGAUCCGACGGAUUGAUCUGCACAAAGGAGAGUUCAGCGUGCUGGUGCCAGGCCUGAGGAACACCAUCGCUCUCGACUUCCACCUCAACGAGAGCGCGCUCUAUUGGACUGAUGUUGUUGAGGACAAAAUUUACCGUGGAAAGCUGUCAGAGAACGGUGCGCUGACCAGUUUUGACGUGGUGAUCCAGUAUGGAUUAGCUACUCCUGAGGGUCUGGCUGUAGACUGGAUCGCUGGAAACAUCUACUGGGUGGAGAGUAACCUAGAUCAGAUCGAAGUGGCCAAACUGGACGGGACCAUGCGCACCACUCUACUAGCUGGAGAUGUGGAGCACCCGCGGGCCAUCGCCCUGGACCCCAGAGAGGGAAUCCUAUUCUGGACAGACUGGGAUGCCACAAUGCCCAGGAUAGAGGCUGCAUCCAUGAGUGGACAUGGCAGACGCACCAUCCAUAAGGAGACGGGCAGUGGAGGAUGGCCCAAUGGACUGACUGUGGACUAUCUGGAGCGCCGCAUUCUAUGGAUAGAUGCCAGAUCUGAUGCAAUCUAUUCAGCCAAGUAUGACGGGUCGGGACUGAUCGAGGUGCUCAGAGGACAUGAGUAUCUCUCGCAUCCGUUCGCUGUGACGAUGUAUGGCGGAGAGGUUUACUGGACAGACUGGCGCACAAACACACUGGCCAAGGCCAACAAAUGGACAGGAAACAAUGUCACUGUGGUUCAGAGAACAAACACGCAACCUUUCGAUCUGCAGGUGUACCACCCAUCUAGACAACCGCAAGCGCCGAACCCGUGUGCUGCUAACGGUGGUUUGGGCCCAUGUUCUCACCUGUGCUUGAUCAACUACCAUCAGACGUUCUCCUGUGCCUGCCCACACCUCAUGAGACUGAGUGAGGACAACCACACCUGCUACGAGUCGCGUCAGUUCCUGCUGUACGCCCGUCAGAUUGAGAUAAGAGGAGUGGACAUCUAUAAUCCAUACUACAACUACAUCAUCUCCUUCACCGUCCCUGACAUCGACAACGUCACGGUUGUGGAUUACGACGCUCUGGAGAAGCGCAUCUAUUGGUCUGAUGUUCGGACUCAGACCAUCAAGAGGGCCUUCAUCAACGGCACAGGAAUAGAGACGGUGGUGUCUGCAGAUAUUCCCAACGCACAUGGUCUGGCGGUGGACUGGGUGUCACGUAAUCUCUUCUGGACCAGCUAUGAUGGCAAUAAGAAACAGAUCAACGUCGCCAGACUGGACGGCUCCUUCAAGAACGCUGUUAUUCAGGGCCUGGACAAACCCUACUGCCUCGUGCUGCAUCCCAUACUGGGGAAACUGUACUGGACUGAUGGAAAUAACAUCAGCAUGGCCAACACUGAUGGCACGAACCGUACCAUGAUCUUCACCAAUCAGAAAGGACCAGUGGGUCUGUCCAUAGACUACGACAUGGAGCACCUGUACUGGAUCAGCUCAGGAAACAGCACAAUUAACCGCUGUAAGCUGGAUGGAUCAGGACUGGAGGUGUUAGACGCGGUCAAAGGCAAACUGAACAAAGCCUCUGCGCUGGCUAUCAUGGGGGAUAAGCUGUGGUGGGCGGAUCAGGGCACGGAUGAGAUCGGCACCUGUGAUAAGAGUGAUGGAGGAGACUGGAAGGUCUUGAGAAACAGCACGUCUCCCAUGAUGCACAUGAAGAUCUACAAUGAGACCGUGCAGACAGGUUCAAACAUGUGCAGUAACAACAAUGGUGACUGCUCUCAGCUGUGUCUGCCCACGUCUCCCACCAGCCACUCCUGCAUGUGCACCGCAGGAUACAGCCUGAGGACCGGACAGCAGUCCUGUGAGGGUGUGGGCUCUUUCCUGCUGUACUCUGUUCAUGAGGGCAUUAGAGGAAUCCCACUGGACCCCGCUGACAAAUCCGAUGCCCUUGUACCGGUUUCAGGAACAUCACUCGCAGUCGGGAUUGAUUUUCAUGCCGAUAAUGACACCAUCUAUUGGGUUGACAUGGGUUUGAGCACCAUCAGCAGAGCUAAGAGAGAUCAGACGUGGAGAGAGGACAUCAUCACUAACGGCAUCGGCCGUGUGGAGGGCAUCGCUGUCGACUGGAUCGCCGGAAACAUCUACUGGACGGACCAGGGCUUUGAUGUGAUUGAGGUUGCCAGAUUGAAUGGCUCGUUUCGAUAUGUGGUCAUCUCCCGAGGACUGGACAAACCUCGGGCCAUUGCUGUACAUCCUGAGAAAGGGUAUCUGUUUUGGACGGAGUGGGGACAGUAUCCACGCAUAGAAAGAUCUCGUCUGGAUGGAUCUAACAGAGCCGUGCUGGUGAACGUCAGUAUUAGCUGGCCCAACGGCAUCUCCAUUGAUUAUCAGGAGGGUUGGCUGUACUGGUGUGACGCGCGCACGGAUAAGAUUGAGCGCAUUAAGCUGGAGACGGGCGAGAACAGAGAGGUGGUGCUUUCCAGCAACAACAUGGACAUGUUCUCCGUAUCUGUGUUUGAGAGCUACAUAUACUGGAGCGACCGGACUCAUGCGAAUGGUUCAAUAAAGCGUGGCAGUAAAGAUAAUGCAACUGAUUCAGUAAGUUUGAGGACAGGCAUCGGCGUCCAACUCAAAGACAUCAAGGUCUUCAACAGAGCGCGACAACAAGGAACUAAUAUCUGCAAGAACAACAACGGCGGCUGCCAGCAGCUGUGUCUUUACCGUGGUAACGGACAGCGAACGUGUGCAUGCGCUCACGGAAUGUUAGCCGAGGACGGUCAGAGUUGCCGUGACUACGACGGAUACCUGCUGUACUCAGAACGCACGAUACUAAAGAGCGUGCACUUAUCAGACGAAUACAACCUCAACGCUCCCAUCAAACCGUUUGAAGAUCCCGACCACAUGAAGAGCGUCAUCGCGCUAACGUUCGAUUACCGCGGAGGCGGCGGAAAAGGAGCCAAUCGGAUCUUCUACAGCGACAUCCACUUUGGAAAUAUUCAGCAGAUCAAUGACGACGGGUCAGACCGGAAGACCGUGGUCGAGAAUGUUGGGUCAGUGGAGGGGUUGGCGUAUCAUCGGGCCUGGGACACUUUAUUCUGGACCAGUUACACCACAUCCACCAUCACCCGUCACAGUGUGGACCAGAGCCGCUGGGGGGCUUUCGACCGGGACUCUGUGGUCACCAUGUCAGGAGACGACCACCCACGGGCGUUCGUCCUGGAUGAAUGUCAGAACUUGAUGUUUUGGACCAACUGGAAUGAGCAGUCACCCAGUAUCAUGCGCGCCCAGCUGUCCGGAGCCAAUGUCCUGGUGAUUAUCGGCAGUGACGUCCGCACUCCCAAUGGACUCGCCAUCGACCAUCGUGCCGAGAAGCUCUAUUUCUCGGAUGCUACGCUUGAUAAGAUUGAGCGCUGCGAGUAUGACGGCUCCCACCGUUAUGUGGUUUUGAAGAAUGAGCCAGUGCAUCCUUUCGGUUUGGCUGUGUACGGUGACCACAUCUUCUGGACAGACUGGGUGCGCAGAGCCGUCCUCAGAGCCGACAAAUAUGUUGGUGGAGACAUGAAGGUGUUAAGAGCUGAUAUUCCACAACAGCCAAUGGGGAUCGUCGCUGUGGCCAAUGAUACAAAUAGCUGUGAGUUCUCGCCCUGUCGGGUGAAUAAUGGAGGCUGUCAGGAUCUGUGUCUGCUCACAUCAGACGGACGGGUCAACUGUAGCUGCCGCGGAGAGAGGAAACUGCUGGAUGACAACACCUGCAUAGCUCAGAACACGUCGUGCAGCAGUAUGGAUGACUUUGAGUGUGGGAAUGGAGACUGCAUCAAAUACACGCUCACCUGUGAUGGCAUGGCCCACUGCAAAGACAAGUCAGAUGAGAAGCAGUCCUACUGCACUAACCGCGUGUGUAAGAAGGGCUAUAAGCGCUGUGUGAACGGACGCUGUGUCGGCCACAGUUCCUGGUGUAACAUGAGAGAUGAUUGUGGGGAUAACUCCGAUGAACUCUUCUGUAAUGCAACCCUGUGCACGGCGGAUCAGUUUCAGUGCAGAGACAAAUCAUGUGUGUCAAACUCCAGUCGCUGUAACCAGGUGCUGGACUGUGAGGACGCCAGCGAUGAAAUGAACUGCUCGGCCUCCGAUUGUUCCAAUUAUUUCCGUCUGGGUGUGAAAGGCGGGACCUAUCAGCGGUGUGAGUUCACUACGCUGUGUUACGCUCCAUCAUGGGUCUGUGACGGCGCAAACGACUGUGGAGACUAUUCAGAUGAGAGAAACUGCCCAGAUAAGAAAAAGAGAAAGUGUCCAUCAAACUUCUUUUCUUGUCCCAACGGUCGCUGUAUCCCAAUGAGAUGGACCUGCGACAAGGAGAACGACUGUGAGAACGGAGACGACGAGGCACACUGUGAUAAGUUCUGCUCGGCGACACAGUUUGAGUGUGGGAAUCAUCACUGUAUUUCCAGCAGCUGGGUGUGUGACGGGGCAGACGACUGUGGAGACGGAACAGAUGAGGACAGCAGAUGCAAGAAUAAGACGUGCAGUGCGGACGCGUUCCACUGUCCCGACUCACACAAGUGUGUCCCGCAGCUCUGGGUGUGUGACGGAGACAGAGACUGUCCAGACGGAGCCGACGAGAGCGUGAAGGCCGGCUGUGUGUUCAAUAACACGUGUAAAGCGGGAGAGUUCAUGUGCCAGAACAGACAGUGCAUCCCCAAACACUUCAUGUGUGACCACGACAACGACUGCGGCGACGGCUCCGACGAGUCUCUGGAGUGCGAGUAUCCUGCAUGCAAGGCCAAUGAGUUCCGCUGUGAUAACGGCCGCUGUCUGAUCCAGAAAUCCUGGGAGUGUGACGGAGAGUUCGACUGUCACGAUCACUCAGACGAAGCUCCCAAAAAUCCUCAAUGCAACGGGCCUGAAAAGAAAUGUAAUGUCACGGCGUAUGCAUGUGGGAACGGUAAAUGCAUCAGUGAGACGUUACUGUGCAAUCACGAUGACGACUGUGGCGACGGUACAGAUGAGCUGAACUGCUUCAUUAAUGAAUGCCUGAACAGUAAACUGAGCGGCUGCUCUCAGCAGUGUGAGGACCUGAAGAUCGGAUUCAAGUGCAGAUGCCACGCUGGCUUUAGACUGAAGGAUGAUGGGAAGACGUGUGUAGAUGUGGACGAGUGCUCCACCACGUAUCCCUGCACACAGCACUGCAUCAACACACACGGCAGCUUCCGCUGUGUGUGUGUGGACGGCUUCCAGCUCAGCCCCUCCGACCCCACCGUCUGCAAGUCCACCUCCGACGAGGAGCCGUUCCUCAUCUUUGCUAACCGGUAUUACCUGAGAAAGCUCAGCUUGGACGGCUCAAACUACACACUUUUAAAGCAGGGUCUGAACAAUGCUGUUGCGUUGGACUACGACUACAGGCAGCAGAUGAUCUAUUGGACGGAUGUGACGACUCAAGGCAGUAUGAUUCGGCGCAUGCACAUCAACGGCAGCGACGUUCGGGUUCUCCAUCGCACGUCUCUCAGCAACCCUGAUGGUCUGGCUGUUGAUUGGGUCGGGGGUAACCUGUAUUGGUGUGAUAAGGGGCGGGACACUAUUGAGGUGUCGAAGCUGAACGGAGCAUACAGGACGGUGCUGGUCAACUCGGGACUGAGGGAACCCAGAGCCAUAGCUGUGGACAUCCGCAAUGGGUACCUGUACUGGUCUGACUGGGGUGAUAAUCCUCAUAUCGGCCGCAUUGGGAUGGACGGCAGCAACAGAAGUGUGAUCAUACAGGACAAGAUAACAUGGCCCAACGGUCUCACUCUGGACUUCAUCAAUGAUCGCAUCUACUGGGCAGACGCCAAAGAGGACUACAUCGAGUUUGCCAGCUUAGACGGAUCCAACAGACAUACAGUUUUGACUCAGGACAUCCCACACAUAUUCGCCAUGACUCUUUUUGAGGAGUACAUCUACUGGACCGACUGGGAGACCAAGUCUAUCAACAGAGCUCAUAAAACACUGGGCACCAACAAGACCAUGCUGAUCAGCACCUUACACAGACCCAUGGACGUCCACAUCUACCACCCCUGCAGACAGCCAGAGGUCACAAAUCACCCGUGCCAGACAGACAAUGGCGGCUGCAGUAACUUGUGUCUGCUCUCUCCGGGCGGAGGUAAUAAAUGUGCCUGUCCCACGAACUUCUACCUGGCCGCUGAUGGGAAGCAGUGCAUGUCCAACUGCACCGCCAGCCAGUUUGUCUGCAAGAACGACAAGUGUAUCCCGUUCUGGUGGAAGUGUGACACCGAGGACGACUGUGGCGACCGAUCCGACGAGCCUGCCGACUGCCCUGAGUUUAAAUGCAGACCAGGUCAGUUCCAGUGUGAUACUGGGAUCUGUACAAACCCAGCGUACAUCUGUGACGGAGACAACGACUGCCAGGAUAACUCUGACGAGGCCAACUGCGAUAUUCACGUGUGUUUGCCCAGUCAGUUUAAAUGCACCAAUCCCAGUCGCUGUAUUCCUGGAAUAUUCCGCUGUAAUGGCCAAGACAACUGCGGGGAAGGAGAGGAUGAGAAAGACUGCCCGGAGGUAACGUGUGCACCCAGCCAGUUCCAGUGUGCCAUAACCAAGCACUGUAUCCCACGUGUGUGGGUGUGUGACCGUGAUAAUGACUGCGUUGAUGGAUCUGACGAGCCCGCCAACUGCACUCAGAUGACAUGUGGUGUGGAUGAGUUCCUCUGUAAAGACUCCGGUCGCUGUAUCCCAGCUCGCUGGAAGUGCGACGGAGAGGAUGACUGUGGUGAUUCUUCAGAUGAACCCAAAGAGGAGUGUGAUGAGAGGACGUGUGAGCCAUAUCAGUUCCGCUGUAAAAACAACCGCUGUGUUCCCGGCCGCUGGCAGUGUGACUAUGACAACGACUGCGGGGACAACUCGGACGAGGAUAAGUGUGUGCCCAGGCAGUGCUCUGAGAGCGAGUUUGCCUGCACCAGCGGCCGCUGUAUUGCUGGCAGAUGGAAGUGUGAUGGAGAUCAUGACUGUGCUGACUGGUCUGAUGAGCACGGCUGUGAUGUGAAGUGUGAUAAUGACCAGUUUCAGUGUAAGAACGGUCACUGCAUCCCAUUCCGCUGGAGGUGUGACGCCGAUGCCGACUGCAUGGAUGGCAGCGACGAGGAGAACUGCGACACUGGAGAUGUGAACGAGUGCAAGCAGUUCGGGAUCUGUUCUCACAUCUGUAACAACACUAAAGCCUCUCACAAAUGCAGCUGCUUCAAGAACUUCAUCAAAAUCCCUGGCCUGAAGAUGCCUCGUGGGAUUGCUGUGGACUGGGUGGCCAACAACAUCUACUGGACGGACUCGGGUCGUGAUGUCGUCGAGGUGGCACAGAUGAACGGACGGAAUCGUAAGACGCUCAUCUCGGGCAUGAUUGACGAGCCCUACGCCAUCGUGGUGGACCCACCGAGAGGCACCAUGUACUGGGCUGACUGGGGAAACCACCCUAAGAUCGAGACGGCUGCUAUGGAUGGCACUAUGAGAGAGACGCUGGUGCAUGAAAACCUCCAGUGGCCCACAGGUCUAGCUGUGGAUUACUUCAAUGAGCGUCUGUACUGGGCUGAUGCCAAACUCUCUGUUAUCGGGAGCGUCAGACUGAACGGAACAGAUCCGGUCAUAGCUGUCUCCAGUGUUAAAAACAAUUUGCACCAUCCUUUCAGUAUCGACAUCUUUGAGGAUUUCAUAUACGGUGUGACCUAUCACAACAACUUUGUCUUCCGCGUCAACAAGUUUGGCAAGAGUGCAGUGGAGCAUCUGACCACAGGAAUGAACCAUGCCACAGAUUUGGUCCUGUUCCACCCUUACAAACAGCCAGAGAUGGCCAACCCAUGUGACAGGAAGAAGUGUGAGUGGUUGUGUCUGCUCAGCCCCAGCGGCCCAGUCUGCAUGUGCCCCAACGGCAGAAUACUGGACAAUGGCACCUGCGUGGAGGUUCCCACCCCAACGCUGUCCCCUGUCUCUCCGAGUGGCCCCUGUAAUCUGCUGUGUCUAAAUGGUGGAACUUGUGUGCUGAAUGCCAGAAAACAACCCAAGUGUCGCUGUCAGCCCAACUAUGGAGGAGAGAGAUGUGAGCAAAACCAGUGCAGAGAGUACUGCCAGAAUGGUGGAACGUGUACCGCAUCACCCACAGGAGCUCCGACUUGCCGUUGUCUGGCAGGCUUCACAGGACCCAACUGUAACCAGCGCACAUGCGAGAACUACUGUAAGAAUGGAGGAAACUGCACAGUUAAUCGUGGAAACCAGCCCACCUGCAGCUGCCCUGCAGACUUCCUGGGAGACCAGUGCCAAUAUCGGACAUGUGAUGGACUCUGUGAUCAUGGAGGGACAUGUAUGCAGUCCAGCGAUGGGUCGAGACAAUGCAGCUGCCCUCCGCGCUUUAUCGGCAACAACUGUGAAGUGGACAAGUGUCACUAUUGCCGUGAUGGAAAGUGUAUUCCCACCAACAUCUACCAGCCGCAUGGAGAUGUUACAUGCAGAUGUCCUCUGGGAUGGGAGGGUCAUCGCUGUGAGAAUCCUGCUCCCAAUGUAAAUGCUGAAUCCAGUGGCCGAACAGCUUCAAUAGUUAUUCCAUUGGUUUUACUGAUACUGCUGGUGUUGCUGAUUGGAGGAGCAGUAUUAUGGUACAGGAAAAGAAUGAGAGGAGCCAAAGGCUUUCAGCAUCAGAGAAUGACAAAUGGCGCUAUGAAUGUUGAGAUUGGAAACCCAGCCUAUAAAAUUUAUGAAGGAGAGCAAGAUGACGACGUUGGAGAAUUGUUGGAUGCUGACUUCACACUGGAUCCUGACAAGCCGACCAACUUCACGAAUCCUGUGUAUGCUACUCUGUACAUGGGAGCUCACAACAGCCACAACUCCCUGGCCAGUACAGAUGAGAAGAAGGAGCUGCUAUCACGGGGCGACGAGGAGCCCCUGGUGGACCCCCUUGCUUAGACUGUCCAUCAGUUUGGUCCAUACAUGGAAAAUACCAUUUGCCUUUUUGAGAAAAAGAGAAAAAGAAGAAAGAAAAUCAAUGAUUAAGUGUUAACACUGUAUAAAAUGUACAAAAUGAAGGACUACUUUUGUAUGUGAUUGCAGUAUUAUAGUUUGUUCUUAUACAAUUCCUCUGGUCACAACAAAACACCACAACAACAAAAGAUACUUUUUUUUUUUUUUUAACAAGAAGAUGCCAUUUUUUGUCGCAAUUUUUAGGUCACCUCCCCUCUACCUUAAUAGCCACUACCUCUGUGCAAUAUGGAGUCAAAUAAGGAAAAAAGAGAGAUUGGAACAAUUAAAUUUUUUUUAUUUUUGUAUGAGAUGUAUAGAGAAUGUUGUUCCAUCAGUAAUGCCAAUUGUUUGUUGUAUGUUUGACUGUGGCGAGGGAAACUUUGACAUGGAACCAGUUUUGUUUGCUUCAAAUUUACUACAAUAUCAAUCAGAUGUUAUCAAUUGUAUGUGCCAGUUUUACUACUCCCACUGUAAGUUCUGAAUUAUUCAUAACGAUAAUCGAUUUCUUGUGCACAGAUCCAAGCCAUCGCAAUAUUACAUAUGCUUAUUACAGAACAAUUUUUACACAACCAUUUGUUUUUAAGUGAGAAUGUCAGUGUUGUAGAUUUGGACACACUUGACAGAAAUGUUUUCAUGAUCUUAAAAACCUUUUGAUCUAAAAGCUUCUGCUUAACUGCUUGAAAUUAGUUUUAUAGACAACAAUAAAUUGUGCCUAUGUAUGAAUCUCUUUACAAAACUAAAAAUGCUUUGUUAAAAAUAAAAUGAAACGUUGAGUUAGAAAGGCUAGUGAGAGAAACGCAGCCACCAGGAGUCCCUCAGUAUUGUUUGAAUUAAGAGUGAAGAAUAAAAAACGAACAUAGUGUGCAGAGCUGGAAUCUAGACAACAUAACAGUUUUUUUUGGUCAAUACAUAAUUCCCAUACUUCCGUUUGAUUUUAGAUUAAUAGUAAAGAAUGAGUAGGUGUGUCCCAACGUUUGACUGGUACUGUAUUUAUUUUCAGAUGAAUGAAGUAAAGCAUGGAUAAUUGAAAGUGAACAUUCUUGUAGAAAAUAGAGAGCUACUUACAAGGAAAUCCCAAAACAAUCAAAUGCACAGUUGUGCAUUGGUUGUAGUGACACAUUUGAGCGCCUUUAAAGCUGCACAUACUCCUGAAGAGGGUUUUUGACAGAAGAAAGUGAAUUUUUACACUUGUUUAUAAUUGUUUUUAAAAUGUCACAGUUAAAAAUGAAAAACCGGUGUGUUCUAAUAUUGACACGCUUUCAUAUUGUCUUUUGUAAUCUGCCUCUGAAAUAUACCAUACAUCAUGUUGCUUUUACUUUUAAAAUGUACGCUUUUUUCUUAAGUAAAUCCAUAUUGUCCUACUCA
This is a messenger RNA of Sinocyclocheilus grahami, 14360 nucleotides long. It is a transcript of the gene lrp1aa, whose product is annotated as low density lipoprotein receptor-related protein 1Aa. The coding region runs from base 345 to 12941 and encodes 4198 amino acids. The transcript has 82 exons. The record is from RefSeq and is a predicted model, not a curated record. Gene Ontology annotation, molecular function: low-density lipoprotein particle receptor activity; calcium ion binding; protein binding. Gene Ontology annotation, cellular component: signaling receptor complex; plasma membrane. Lineage: Eukaryota; Metazoa; Chordata; Actinopteri; Cypriniformes; Cyprinidae.